AUGAGCACACACCAGUAUCAGAGUCUUGGCGACCACGUCUCUCCCACCUUUGGCACUGUAGAUACGACUCAAGGCUUCAAAGCCCAGGCCUCUGCAAGAGCAGAGCCUCUCCAGUCCUCUGGCCUCCUACCGAGGGGUGGCCGGCAGCCCAGCCAAAGCGGGCCUCCACCCAACAUCUACCCCCGUGGACUGGGCCACUGGCCAUCCGGCCUCUCAAGAAGGCUUUCCCCAGUGUGCCGGGCGGAGGCGUGGGCCGCUCUCGGGACGCGCGGCCUAGUCCAAGAGCGCCUCAUUCAUCCACACACCACACGUUUCCCGCUGCCCUCGCCCAUCCCGGCCACCCGGCCACCCGGCCACCCGGCCCUGGCCUCACGCCGGCCUCAGGGCCACGAGCUGGGGCGCCGAAGACUCGGCGGAGGGGACACCCGCGGGCUCGCUGAGGGACUCACCGUGCUCGGGGCGGGCGAUGACACGGGGUCCCAGCGGCAGGGUAGACGGGUACUGCCGGCAGCGAGAGGAGGGGAGGAAGGAGGAGAAAGCGCAGGCCCGGCCCCUCCGCCGAGCAGCACGCACGACGGCGGUAGCGGCUGUAGCAGCAGCGGCGGCGGCGGCGGCGGCGGAACGGGCGGGCCGGGCGCCGGGCGGCACCUGCGCGCAGAUCGCGCGCCCCGCCCCGCCCCUCGCUCCUGCCCACCCGGUCCAUUGGCCCGACGAGCCGGGAGGCGGGAGCAGGGUGGGAGGAGUCGCGAGGCGCCCGAGCAGGCGGGAGGAGGAGCCGGAGCUGGAGCCCGUCUGACUGUCUCCCCAACUCAUCCUGCCCUCCCGCUCCGCUGGCCCCGGGAGCGCGCGUCUUCCGCCUUCUCAGCACGUGGAGCUCCUGGGACCCGGGUCUCUGCUUCCCUCCCGGAGCGCGCCCGGCGUUGCCGCACACGCUCAUUCGUUGGCCUGCAGCCGCACAUUUCACCCGCUGGACCUCGAAGCGCCCUCGGCCAGACCGCCCGCCCCGAGACGGGUCUCACGAGGUCUGGCGAACAGCCGUGCCAAACCUGCGGACCUCCUGGCUGCUAA
Molecule: messenger RNA, 1068 nt
Organism: Felis catus (domestic cat)
Lineage: Eukaryota; Metazoa; Chordata; Mammalia; Carnivora; Felidae
Product: basic salivary proline-rich protein 4-like
Exons: 2
Coding region: 1-1068 (355 amino acids)
Source: RefSeq, a predicted model, not a curated record